Thamnophis elegans (Western terrestrial garter snake) is the source of this 870-nucleotide messenger RNA. RefSeq names its product ALG14 UDP-N-acetylglucosaminyltransferase subunit (gene ALG14). NCBI's taxonomy places the organism in Eukaryota, Metazoa, Chordata, Lepidosauria, Squamata, Natricidae. The record is from RefSeq and is a predicted model, not a curated record. Gene Ontology annotation, cellular component: UDP-N-acetylglucosamine transferase complex. Gene Ontology annotation, biological process: dolichol-linked oligosaccharide biosynthetic process.
UCCAAGCUUCUUACAAUACUGGGAGAGGUUUGUCGGUCUGGAUAUGGAAUGGUGGUUUUGGGCGAAGCUGGGCGUCUCCGUCUCCUUUUUCCCUUUGCUGGUUCUUUUCGUCCUGCGGUUUGUAAAACGACGAGUCCCCGCUCCUGAGGCUGAUGUCAAACUCCUGGUGGUUGCCGGCUCUGGAGGACAUACUACAGAAAUCUUGAGGCUGCUUAACAGCCUCUCAAAGAAAUAUCCCAGGCAUUACGUUUUGGCUGAUUCAGAUAAGAUGAGCGAAGAAAAUCCGUUUUUUGAACAAAAGAGAGCUGCAAAAUACCCCGAUUCCUCGGAAUUACAGUUUGCUCUCCAUCGCAUUCCCAGAAGUCGAGAAGUCCGUCAGUCCUGGAGCUCUUCACUGCUAACCACCAUUCAUUCUUUAUCUUAUUCUCUUCCUUUGGCCUUCAGGCUCAACCCAGAUGUGGUGCUGUGCAAUGGCCCAGGAACUUGUGUCCCCAUCUGUCUAUCUGCUUUUUUACUCAAAAUACUGGGACUAAAGAAAAUAACCAUUGUGUAUGUUGAGAGCAUCUGCCGUGUUGAAAACCUAUCUCUAUCAGGAAAAAUUCUUUACUACUUUUCAGAUUACUUCUUUGUUCAGUGGCCUGCUCUAAAAGAAAAAUACCCCAACUCUCUGUAUUUUGGGAGAAUAGUGUGACAUGUUACGGACAAAUACAACUAGUGCCAGUACGACUACUAAACAUUCUUUGGACUCUGAAUUUCUUGAAUUUAUUUCAAGCUAGACCUGAUGGUAAAUCAAGCGAUUUGAUUUGAUUUGAUUUAUUGCAUUUCUAUGCCGCCCUAUUCCCAAAGGGACUCAGGGCAGCUCACAAACCA